CUUUUUCAAAAGCAUGGAACUGCAUUCCGCCGGCGGUGCUCGCACCAAUCUCUGCGAACCUCCCCGCAUCGUCACCCACUCUUUCCAAGAUUCGAACCUCGACGCAAUGGUCAAAACGCUGCUCGAGAACUGGCACCCCUUCGCCCCCUCGACAUCUUCAGCCCUCCUCAACUGCAAAAAAGAACGCCAACAAGACGGUCAGCUGGCCUCGAAUAUCACAACGCGCGCGCUGACUCUCGAUCGCGUCGCCGCCAUUAGGCAAAGGAGCACCAACCUCUUCGUCUGUUAUCCCAGAAGCCACAGAAAAGCCAACUUCAUAGAAGUGGUCACGCCUCCCGACCGCCUCUUCCUGAGCGUUCAUCCGAGAAAGUCCAAGUCCAAUCGUCGACGUCAAAUGAAGAACGCCGUCGUGCUUCUCGCCUCCUCGAAAAGUCUCUGCCGUUGCCUGCCAAAGUUCACGCCUGAAUCUGUCAGGGCGGUCUCGUCCCUCUUUCACUCGUUACAAAUUCAGGCAGACCUCCCCCUGCCGCCCGCCGCCCGGAUCGAAACGCUUCAACAGUCCCCUAUGGAAGAAGCCCGUGCAUUCUCGGCGAGCAACUGGACCCCCUAGCCGCGAGUCUCCGAGCGGCCGAGAAGAACGCGUCGUGGUGUUCUGUGAGAAAAAAAAAAAAUUCACUUUUUCGUCGUUACCUUUUUUUUCCUGAAGGUGCCUUCGGCGAGCGAUUGGACUUCCCCGACUGCGCCCUCGGGGAAGGAAAGACGCACCUGCGCGGCGUCGGUUUCGCGGAGGGCGACCCGGCUCGCGCGGCGCUAUGUAAAAAAAAAAAGAAAAUAGAGAAAUACAUUUUU
This is a messenger RNA of Schistocerca gregaria, 849 nucleotides long. RefSeq lists its product as uncharacterized. The coding region runs from base 14 to 610 and encodes 198 amino acids. NCBI's taxonomy places the organism in Eukaryota, Metazoa, Arthropoda, Insecta, Orthoptera, Acrididae. The record is from RefSeq and is a predicted model, not a curated record. The transcript has 2 exons.